Messenger RNA from Homarus americanus (American lobster), 1548 nucleotides. RefSeq lists its product as uncharacterized. Lineage: Eukaryota; Metazoa; Arthropoda; Malacostraca; Decapoda; Nephropidae. The record is from RefSeq and is a predicted model, not a curated record. The transcript is spliced from 3 exons. Gene Ontology annotation, molecular function: transferase activity. The coding region runs from base 1 to 1548 and encodes 515 amino acids.
AUGUGGUGGCACUGCUGGCAGUGCGGUGGUGGCACUGCUGGCGGGUAUAGUGACGGUGGCAGCAGUGGUGACACUACUGUGGUGUAUGGCGGCAGAAGCGGUGGUGGCACUGCUGGCGGGUAUAGUGACGGUGGCAGCAGUGGUGACACUACUGUAGUGUAUGGCGGCAGAAGCGGUGGUGGCACUGCUGGCGGGUAUAGUGAUAGUGGCAGCAGCAGUGGUGACACUACUGUAGUGUAUGGUGGCAGCGUUGGUGGCACUGCUGGCGGGUAUAGUGAUGGUGGCAGCAGCAGCGGUGACACUACUGUAGUGUAUGGUGGCAGCGUUGGUGGCACUGCUGGCGGGUAUAGUGACGGUGGGGAUGGCACAACUACCGUAAUUUAUGGGGGCAGUAGUGGUGGUGGCAAUACUGGAGGGUAUGGCGACGGCGGUGGUGGCAAUACUGGAGGGUAUAGCGGCGGCAGCAAUGAUGGAGGCACUGUUGGAGGGUAUGGUGGUGGUGACAUAGGUGGAGGGCAUGAUGGCAAUGGCAACAGUGGCACAGUUGGAGGGUAUGGCAGCGGUGGCAGCACAAUUGUAUUGUACGGUGGCAGCGACAGCGAUGGUGGCACCUCUGGAGGGUAUGGCAGCAACAGUGCCACAACUGGUGGGCACGGCGGCGGUUCAAAUGGCGGCUAUGGCGGCGGCAACGUAAGUGGAGGGUACGGUGGCAGCUUCAGUGCCAUAGGAACAAGUGGUGGCGGUGGCAGCAGUCAUCAGCAACCAAACACCUUGAACACCGCCAGUCAGGCUGCGGUUCAGGCUACCGCAGCCGCUGCAGGCCUGAAACAUGCCGCCCGAGCUGCGGCUUCCGAUGCCGCCAGUCAGGCAGCUGCAAAAGCUUCAGCUGCCUCACAAACUGCGCAGGCCGCCCUCGCCCAGAUUCAGGUUGAAGCUGCGCAGUUGACCCAAACAGCCCAGAGGGCGCAGUCGGUUGCCUUGGCCGAGGCGUCUCUAGCGGGUCAAGCCAGCGCUGCCGUCGUUGCUGCACACAACACCUACAACCUCGCUCUGGCUCUCGUGCACAACCUAUCAGCAGCACAGAGCGAAACCAGUACGGUGAUUGCACAAGCUCAGCAGGCGCUACAGGCGACGCAGGCGGUGUAUUCCUCGCAGGAGUUCAUGAAGAGUCAGGCGGAGGAAAUCUUCAACGCCGUCAGUAAGAAGCAGCACCUUUUCCUCCGCCAGCUGAACUCUGCUCUAGCGGCUCUUGGCCAGGCCGAGGCCGCCGCCAACCUAGCCCUGACCAAGGCCCAGAGCCACAGUGGUAGUUAUGGUGGCCAAGGAAGCCAUGGAGGAGGCAAAGGAAGCUAUGGUGGCGAGGGAAUUGCAAUUGUGGUUACUUCAGAGGUUGUUUUUGCGUUGGUUGUAGUGCGUGUAGUGACUGUUGGAGAGGCGGUGGUUGUUGGAGAGUCUGUCGUUGUUGGAGAGUCUGUCGUUGUUGGAGAGUCUGUGGUUGUUGGAGAGUCAGUGGCUGUAGGAGAGUCUGUGGUUGUUGGAGAUUCUUGA